Messenger RNA from Suillus fuscotomentosus, 1086 nucleotides. RefSeq lists its product as uncharacterized. The transcript is spliced from 4 exons. NCBI's taxonomy places the organism in Eukaryota, Fungi, Basidiomycota, Agaricomycetes, Boletales, Suillaceae. The coding region runs from base 1 to 1086 and encodes 361 amino acids. The record is from RefSeq and is a predicted model, not a curated record.
AUGUCAUGCGGACGCAUCCCUGACAUGGAUCCACACCCCCAACAGCUUCACCAGAUUCAACAUCUCAAUCACCACCUUAGCAUUCAACCUACUCAUAAAUCUCACUCCCGCUCUAGCAGCCACUCUAGUAUUCGUGCUACUUCGCAGGACAUCGAGGAUCUCCUCCUUGACGCUGCCACUGACGAAAGGAGCGUCUUAAAUGCUCGUGAUCAACAGCCACAGUCUCCUCGUGCCGUCUUGGCUGCCCACCAGUCAAGAAAUAUUCCCGUAGGUCCAUUAGAUCAGCCUGGCGAGCUCAGGACCUAUCAAACCCAUAUUUUUGCCCCUCCCGUUACCGGCGCCCCCCAAAAGAAGGGCAAACCAGGGUCAAGUGCAAAUAUCACGCCAGCUCACAAUGGCUCCCCACUAACACCUCCUAACGCCAUUGUCACUCCCAUCGCACCAGUACCUCCGCCUCCUGUUCCCCCCACAACAUCGUUCCCCCCCACUAACUCUAUCGGGCGCUACAAAGACAACAAAUGCGUCGAAAAAUGGGGGCCUGGGCCAGAAGGGCCAAGUACUGUGUGCGACCGUUGCAGACAAAAAAUGAAGCGGGUAGAACGGCGGGGAACGACCGAUGCAAAUGUGGCUGGCAGUAGCAACGCUAGUGCAGCUCGAUUGCACCGUACAGAUACCAUUCCUGUUGGUACGAUUACUGGGACGCAAAGACAGGCGCAGACACAGUCGCAAGUUUUUCCAAGCUCAGCGUCUUUCGUGCCGCCUGUGCUUUUACAGGACAAGAAACGCAGUGGUGGGUCUGCAAAGGACCGCGAGAGAGAUCGGAACCGCGACCCUCCCUCCCCGCCUGCGAUCGCUACUCUCCAGACCACAGACGAGGAAGACCCUGGACGAAGACGACGGGGUGCGGUGUCCUCUGCGCAACAUCUUCCUUCUCCCCACUCCGACCCCAACACAGAUCCAGACGCAGACGGCGAAGGUGAUGCGGAUGUGGAUGCAGAGUUGAGAGAAGCAGCUGAUGCUGCAGCUGACCACCGCAGUGCGUCUUCGACUGGCAUGAAGGAGGAAGACAUGGAAGUUGGGGAGUAA